AUACUAAGAAGUCUAAUCAAUUCUGGUUUCAACACUGAGCCUAUUUAAAAUAGAUAAUGGAAUUGCUGUUCCUUGUUCUGUUCUCUCUGCACAUUCUCAAGACAGAGGCAGUAGUUGGACAACAUUGGUGCUAUCUGUCGCAGAAGAACGAACAGCCAAGCUGUGAAGACCCUCGACACUGGCAUACAGUAGAUGCCAAAUGCAAAGGAAGCAAACAGUCACCCAUCAAUAUUGUCACCAAAAAUGUCAUUUAUAACAAGAACCUGACGCCGCUGCAUUUUGAAAAUUAUGAUGUGAAAGGGUCUUCAAAAUGGAAAAUAGAAAACAAUGGACAUACAGUUAAAGUAACAUUGAGCACAAACCCUAAAAUUGGAGGCGGAGGUCUAAAAAGAAAAUAUAAGGCAAUAGAAUUUCAUCUGCACUGGGGAGUCCAAGAGGAACAGCUCUACUUUCCUGGGUCAGAGCACAGCAUAGAUGGAGAAAAACAAGCUAUGGAGCUUCAUAUUGUCCACAUCAGAGAAGAUGUUUUGAAUUUAGCAGAUGCAAAGAACUUUACAGAUGGCAUAGCUGUGCUAGCAUUCUUUGUAAAGAUUGAUGAAGAAAAUAAAAACUAUGCAACUCUAAUAAGUGAAUUAGAUAAUAUUCCACAGAAAGACACGUCAUCAUGGAUGGAGCCUUUGCCACUGAAUUCUCUUCUCCCACCGGUAUAUGAACUUGAAAAGUACUAUCGGUACGAGGGCUCCCUCACCACUCCUGACUGCCACGAGACGGUCAUCUGGACAGUGUUUGAGAAGCCAAUUCAACUCAGUUUAUUGCAGGUUUCCCAUUUCUCAACAGUUCACUUCGAAGGGAAGAACUCAACAUUCAUGUCUGAAAAUUUUCGGCCUGCUCAGUUUCUGAAUGGUCGAUCUGUGUACUGGUCCAGCGCCAGCAGCCUCCUGCCUCCUGCUAAGGUUUUACUGCUGGCUCUCAUCCUUCCGUAUCUCCUGAAUUCUCUCUUCCAAUGAACAGUUCUCACCUCAUUCAAGGUUCUGGGCUUUUAUUCUGUUUUGUUUUUGUAUCAAGUAUUCUCUCUAACCACCAACUCCAUAAUCUGAAUAUAGAAUAUCCUCUCCUCCUCCUUCAUACACUAACCAACAACUUCUGUUGCUGCUCCUAUAUAAAAUGAAUCCAUUGCACUAAAUCAUAGAAAUUCUAAGGGACUGUAAAAUUAAACUAUGAAGAUUGACAUUUUAAAAACACUUAAGGAAAACAUUAGGAUGGAUUAUCAGCAAUCCUGUAGUUUUAACACAACAGUGGAAGGACACUUGACAAGUUACAUGGAGGACUUUCAGGAGGAAUCUCUUCUUAAGUGCCUACGAGGGUUUUUUUUUUUUUUUACUGGAGUAUGUUUACAUUCAACACUGAGAGUCAGGAAGACAAACGCCUGGAGGAAUUCUUCUUACACCUACAUUGUCCUACACAGAGGUAAAAUACAGAGCAUAAAAAUGCUCACAGAAUUGAACAACAUCUGGGUCGUUCUAUCCAGUGAAAGACAAGUCACAAACUCCUCUGUGCUAACACAUUUUUCCCCCUUCCUCUUUCAGAGUACCUAAAAAAAUAAUUCUUAGGUAAGGAUACUGCAUUACUUAUAUCCAACCUCUGAUUCUGCAUAUCAAGUUUCUCUACUGAAUCUAUUUAUUCAGCACAUUAUCACAUCCUAUUGCAGGAUGCCCAUGGCUGAUGCGAUGUGCUAUAAAGAAAAAGGGAAGCUUGUUCACAUACACAAAUUGCACAUCUGCAGAAAUUCCCUCUCUGUAGGGCUGUGUUUGGAGCACGAGGCUUUCAAGAUUCUUUACAGUUUUCAUUUCUAUAACGAAAUGGAACAGUUCAAGAAAUGGCUCCUUCCAGUAUCACUUUUUUAGAAACAUUUCAAUUUCAGUUUGAACAUUUCAGAAUAUUCCCACAAUUUUUUAAAGAAUAACAUAUCUUCAAAAUAUUCGUGUACGGUUAACAUUCAUCGUUUCAGUAAGAAGAUUUCAGUUUGAAUUGAUUUAUUCAGCUCUUACCCAGUUGCAUUCAGGAACACUCAAUAUAUUGGGGAAUGGGAUUUCCUUGCACCAUUCCAGCUCUCUCCCUGAAGACAGACAAAACUGACUGCUUUCUUCAGCUAGUGCCAUACACAUUGCAGCUGCUUUGAGAAUUCUAGAUUUCAGCCACCCCAAUAUAACACUUCAUUCCAGAGGAUACAGACUACUUUCUUCAGGGCAGUGUUUGCAAGGACAACCCUACACUACAGCUACACAGUCAUUUUCAGGAAAAUCGUGACAGUGCGACUAACUACAGAUCACCAAAGGAGAAAAGUUAUUUUCAUAUUUAACAAUCAAUAGCACGAGCUUUAAAAAAAACAUGGGAAAGCAAAAUUACCUUGCUACAUUUAGAAGAAUGGUUAAGACUUUAACUGUAUUUUUAAGUAACAGAAAAACUUCAGAGAAGCAAAAAUAAAAGAAACAUUAAAGCUGAACAGACAAACUA
This is a messenger RNA of Gallus gallus (chicken), 2514 nucleotides long. It is a transcript of the gene CA4, whose product is annotated as carbonic anhydrase 4. The transcript has 8 exons. Gene Ontology annotation, cellular component: plasma membrane. NCBI's taxonomy places the organism in Eukaryota, Metazoa, Chordata, Aves, Galliformes, Phasianidae. Gene Ontology annotation, molecular function: carbonate dehydratase activity; zinc ion binding. The coding region runs from base 57 to 1007 and encodes 316 amino acids. The record is from RefSeq and is a predicted model, not a curated record.